GAUUCAUGGCAGCCUUGUCUACAAAGAUGUUGACAGACAACAUGUUACUGAGUGUCUUCUUUCUUACAGGUGCUUUGGCUGCUUGUCCUGAUGAUUCACACCUCUUCAUUACUGCACCGCUGGAGAUGGAAGCACUGAGUGGAUCUUGUUUGCAAAUCUCGUGUAACUUUAGUGGUCGACCGAGACAAGCAUUUGACAGCAGGAGAACAACCAUUGGGGUGUGGAUUAUAAAUGACCCUAGAUUUGGAUACUAUCCAAACAAUGUGAUUUUCAACAGUGGUCAGACAGUUAACACCUAUCCAAUGAACAUUACUGGAAACCUGAGUCAGAAUGACUGCACCACUCUGUUUUCCAGUUUAAACACAACAUAUACAGACAGAUACUACUUCAGAAUUGAGGGCAAUGAAUUGAGGGCAACAGCUGUUUGUGAUCCUGUUCAAAUAACAGUCAAAGAUUCUCCUCCGAGCCCCAGAAUUGAAAUCUCAGGUGAGCUGAAGGAGAAGGAGUCUGUAACUAUAACCUGCUCAGCUUUCACUCCCUGUCCACACUCCCCUCCUAAACUCACCUGGAAUCUCCAACAAGAUGCUCAUAACAAAAUAGAGGAAAACGCAGAUCGAACCUUUACGACUAAAAUCCAGACGACCAUCACUCUGUCUGACAAGCACGAUGGAUGCAACAUCACCUGUUCUUCCAACUACUCUGUGAAUGAAGGACAAAAUGCUAAGUCAACAGAGGAAAAAGUGACUCUCAGUGUUUCAUAUGCUCCCAAAGACACCUCAGCGAGGAUCAGUCCAUCAGGUUUGGUGUCACCAGGUAGCUGGGUGAACCUGACCUGCUCCAGCAGAGCCAAACCUGCUGCCAACUUCACCUGGUUCAACAUCAGCAAAGAUGGACCCAUGAAAGUAUCUGAAGGAGACUUUUACAGCUUCAAUGUGACAGAUGGAGGAGUUUAUCACUGUGUGGCCACAAAUGAUCUUGGUAAUCAGACGUCAGAGAUCCAUCUGACUAUUAAAGUAGGACCAGAAAUGCCUCAUGAAUCUUUUCAGCAGAGGGCGAUUCUUGGAGGAAUCAUUGGGAUCAUCGUACUCAUCUGCCUGGUUGUCUGUGUGUGCAUUCUCGUGUCUUUGAAGUGGUUCCGGUCGCCAAAUCCAACUCCACAACAAACUCAGAGUCAAACAGGUGAAGAGCCAGCUGUUGAAGAGCCAGCCAGUAAAACAGAAGAAGAAAAAGUAGAGAGAGGCGGAGAAGACAUCCAUUACGGAGAGAUUGACUUCUCCAGACUGGGAUCUAAACCGUCCUGUGACUCAGUGCAGGACAGCGGACAGCAGCUGGAUACAGUGUAUGCACAGGUCAAUGUGUCCGAGCCAACAAACAGCUAAUACACACUGCUGACAGCCCAAAGGACCUGUAUGCUCAAGUGAAGAGAAACUGAGUUGUUUUAUUGUUUAAAGGAAGACAUUUGAGAAGAAUUCAUAUCAAAUGUUUCUUUAUGUUUAUCUAUACACAAUGUUCUUUUUAGUCAGUUAAUAUAAAAAAAGACACUGGAGCCUGGACAGAAAAAUGUCAUUAUCACAGUUUAACCGAUAGUUUCUAGCGUUGUGUUAUGAGGAAGAGACUCAGACCAGGGUGUCUAUGGAGGCAACCAUUUCUUUCGGCAACUGACGACAGAAGUAAAUAAAAAAAACCCUCCGGUCAAUUGUGAUGCUAACUCAGGCUCCUACACAAAUUAAAUAACAGAAAUGUGUUAGCAUACUGCACAAGACGUCCAAGCUAAUAAACAAACUUAUACCCGUAAUUCAAAGGGAGGGCACAACGUCGCUUACCUCUCCCAUGAAGUACAACAAGAAAAGGGGAGAGGUAAAGGCGGGGGACAUCAAAAUUGAAUGUAGGGGUACAAUGUACUGAGUCUUAAAUGUUCCACAUAUUGACCCUGGAGAAGUAGCACGUCAGGAUGUAAAUAUUCACAAAUUUUGUGUAAUUUUAAUACAUAUGCUGCAUAGUUGACUCUGUUACAACAGAGCUCUUCACAACCAAAAAACAUCUUCCUUUUGCUUCUUUUACUUCUCUAGUAUUUCACAUCUAUAACAUAAUCUACUGAAAUGUCAAAAUACAGCUAUUAAUGUGACUCAGGUCUGAAACGUGUCAGAUUAAUGUCUGAAUCUUACAUUCAUAUUGUAAUAAACCUGGCUGUAGGUAUGAAUAUUUAAUACUGGACUGGCUGAAAAGUUACUGCUGCCACCACCUUUUUCCCCGGUAUGGUCUGGUGUCAGAGAUCUGAGAAAGU
Thunnus maccoyii (southern bluefin tuna) is the source of this 2284-nucleotide messenger RNA. RefSeq names its product cell adhesion molecule 3-like. Lineage: Eukaryota; Metazoa; Chordata; Actinopteri; Scombriformes; Scombridae. The coding region runs from base 6 to 1379 and encodes 457 amino acids. The transcript has 7 exons. The record is from RefSeq and is a predicted model, not a curated record.